GUCCGUAGCGGAGAGGGAACCAGCAGCACCGACAGAGCGGUCGGGUUGGGGCAUCCGCGAGUGGGUCGGGCAACUCCCAAGGAGAAAGAAGCAGGCUUACGGGCGGGUCCCGGGAACCGAGGGACAGGCCUUUCCCGCGGGUCUGUGAAGAAGGUCGGCGGCCCCAACGGGAGCCAGUUAGAUUUUAUUUAUUUGAGAGCAUGAGUGAGAGAGCACAAGCAGGGAGAGCAGCCCAGGGAGAAGGAGAAGCAGGCUUCCCCUGAGCAGGCAGCCUGAUGUGGGGCUUAAUCCCAGGAAUCUGACUAAGCCACCCAGGUACCCCAACUCCAGAUUAACUUCUAUGACUUCUUUUUAAGGAAAAGUGGAAAUCACUCCUGACUAUACUGCAUAGCAAAAUUUAGUGAUUUCCUAUACUGCAAAUCAUGGCACUACCAUUCCGGAAGGACUUAGAAAAGUACAAGGAUCUAGAUGAAGAUGAGCUCCUUGGGAAUCUAUCAGAAACAGAACUGAAACAACUGGAGACUGUUCUGGAUGACCUUGACCCUGAGAAUGCCCUCCUGCCUGCAGGGUUCCGGCAGAAGAACCAGACGUCAAAGUCCGCCACAGGGCCAUUUGAUAGAGAACACCUCCUUUCAUACCUGGAAAAGGAAGCAUUGGAGCAUAAGGACAGGGAAGACUAUGUGCCCUACACUGGAGAAAAAAAAGGGAAAAUAUUUAUCCCGAAACAGAAACCUAUGCAGACUUUCACAGAAGAAAAAAUAUCUCUUGAUCCGGAAUUAGAAGAAGCUUUGACAAGUGCUUCUGAUACAGAAUUGUGUGACCUUGCAGCUAUUCUUGGGAUGCACAACUUGAUAACGAAUGCCCAGUUAUGUAAUAUAGUGGGAAGCAGUAAUGGUGUUGACCAAGAACAUUUUUCAAAUGUGGUAAAAGGUGAAAAGAUUCUUCCAGUAUUUGAUGAGCCACCAAAUCCAACCAAUGUUGAAGAGAGUUUAAAGAGAAUUAAAGAAAAUGAUGUUCAUCUUGUUGAAGUUAAUUUGAAUAAUAUAAAGAAUAUCCCAGUUCCAACUCUAAAAGAUUUUGCAAAAGCUUUGGAAACCAACACACACGUGAAGCAUUUCAGUCUUGCAGCCACGCGGAGCAAUGACCCUGUCGCUGUUGCUUUUGCUGAUAUGCUGAGAGUGAACAAAAAUUUGAAGAGCUUAAAUAUAGAGUCCAACUUUAUUACAGGAGUUGGGAUUCUAGCCCUGAUUGAUGCUCUAAGAGAUAAUGAAACCCUGGCAGAGCUCAAGAUUGACAAUCAGAGGCAGCAGUUGGGAACAGCUGUAGAAUUGGAAAUGGCCAAGAUGCUUGAGGAAAAUACAAAUAUCCUUAAAUUUGGAUAUCAGUUUACACAGCAGGGACCCCGGACCAGGGCAGCUAAUGCUAUAACAAAAAACAAUGACUUGGUUCGCAAAAGACGAGUCGAAGGAGACCACCCCUAAGUCCACCAAGAUCCAAUCUUUGGGAGACUUGAAGAGGUCACUAGGAGCUUAUGGUGGUGUCAGAUGUAAGAUUUUCCUGGGUAGAAGGGAAGAGACUGGAAAUCUUUUUUUUUUUUUUUAAACUACAUGUAUCUUUUUUCUAGUUUAUGUUGUUAACAGUUUCAAAUUAUAAAAUCAAUAGUAGGUGGUAUUUUGUAUUUUAUAACAUUUCUUCUUUCUGCUAAAAUCAAUUUUAAUUUAGCUUAAUUAAAUGGAUUGUGAGGAGUCAUGAGUUAAAAAAUACAAUUGUGAAAGAAGUUUAGGAAAUCAUUUAUAUAGAAUACUAUGAACGGUUUAAGGACCAAUCUUUUUUAAAUCAUAAAGGGACCUAAUAGAAGAAUUGCCUUUGCACCUGUUAGGUACAAGACCCUCAUCAGAGCUUUCUUUCCUUAUCCCAUCGCAUGGAGCCCUUUCCCUGUUUUAGAAUACAUGAACUUGACAAGAGUGUGCUUUCUGUUUCUAUCAAGAAAGCAAAAUGCCGGAAUUUUAAACCGAGGACUCAAAACCUGGUCCUCUGUUCAGGAGUACAAGCCCAUCUCUGGGAGAGACAAAGGGGCCUCCUGCCUCUUGCAGGUCACCACGCUCGCCUGAUGGGUGUAAGCCAGCAACAUCUAGACUUAUUUAAACACAGUCACCAGCUUGGCCGGGUUACGUACUUUGUUUAAAAGUAGAGUGUGUCUAAAUUCAUUAUAGUUUUUUAUUUUAAUUGGGCAUAAUUAAAUUUUUGUGUAAUUUAAAAUGUUGUGAAAGCUCAUAGUUAUCUAAAUAGGCAAGCUGUUUUCUGCUCUGUAAAAGACAUAGAAUCAGCUCUUGGUUAUUUAAGAAAAAAGAAGGCUGUUUAAUUAAACACAUGAAAUCAAAGAUGAUAAAGGUAAUGGAAUUUGCGUCUGAGGCGCAUGCAAAAAGGUCACUGAAACCGAUGAUUACUCUAAGUAAGGGAGCAUCUGGCCUGAGCAGGCAUCAGCUGUCACACUGCAUUGUGAGAAAUUGUGCAUGCUCCGCAGGAUUGCAGAGAUGGUCAUGACUCACCUCGUGACGCUUGCUAUGAACCAGUAAGGGAAACUGUCCUUCAUCAAGCUAAUGUUUAUUACUUUUCAUCGUAUACUGUUUUGUCCACAUUGUGUAAAAGGAAUCUCAUGAGAAGAGUUUCUUCCUACUGCCCAUGGUCACAGCGUUCAAAUGAUCACGUGAACAGUGUACUAGUGUACUCGUGUAGGCUGCCUCCUGCCCAGGCGGAGAGACAGGGGAUUUGGACCUGGAUUCCGGCUCUGUUUCAGGGCUGCCCCUGGAGCAGAAGAUGGCAGAGCCAUCCCAGCUACAAGAGACAAGGCAGGAAGAAAUCGGGAGUAUCCUGACCACCAGAAUUCAGGCCUGGCUGGAUCAUUUACAGGGAAUAAAGGGAAGAAUCCCAUUUAAGAGUGGGGGAUAGGUAGGUUGAUUCUUUAAAGAACGGUUUUUGAAAUUGAGUUACAAAAUGUCACCCCUUUGACUUGGGCUGGACGGUUUACUUUAAUGAGCCAGGCAGCAUCUUGUGUACUCGCUGAUAAGCCUUCUCGACGGGUGAAUGCUUCCCUCGUAAGAAUUGGUUGUCUUUAUUUUUUUCUGAGUCAGUAUCCAGUGUUUCAGAGGGGCCAAAGAUUGACUUUGCACUAUUCCCUUUAAGUUAGAAACCAUUGAUACUCUUUUUUGAAGUUAGCAAGUAUUUCUGUCUCUUCAUAUACAGCUUUGGAGAUGUACUUGAUUCUAGAGACUGCUCACCUGCCACAGGGUGGGGAGCGAGCACGCAGCAAGGGUCCCCACUACGCUAACAGCAAGGCCUCCUUGCUUGCACUGUCCUUAAGUUGGUGAAUUGAGAAGUAUGUUACCCCUUCUACCACAUGUUGUUUAAAUAUAGGUUGGUGGGGCCCUACCCAGUAUGUAUAUUGUACUUAUGGGUAAUAUCUUUUUCAUUUAUGACUUACCGAAGUAUGAAGCAGUGUUUUGCUUGUACCAUAACAGUUCGUUAUAAGGUUAAAGAAAACAUUUUUUCAUAAUUAUCUUUAAAGAUGACCAUUCAUCCAAUUGAAUACAGAAAAUCAAGAAUUAUAAGGGAGAAAACUGAUGUUUACUUUGAUCUUUAAGAUUCUGGCACCUCUUAACCAUUUAGUAACUUACAGUAUUUCUACAUAGCUUUAAAAUGUUGUAAUAUGGGGCACCUGGGUGGCUCAGUGGGUUAAAGCCUCUGCCUUUGGCUCAGGUUAUGAUCCCAGGGUCCUGGGAUCGAGCCCCACAUCGGGCUCUCUACUCAGCAGCGAGCCUGCUUCCCCCUCUCUUUGCCUACUUGUAAUUUCUCUGUCAAAUAAAUAAAUAAAAUCUUUUUUAAAAAAAAUAAAUAAAUAAAUGUUGCAAUAGAUUAGGGUUCUGAAUAGUCUUAAUUUUUAAAUCAAAGAUUUUGUAAGGCCUUAAAACAUUCUGUAGGCUAACCAAUUUAAACAUAUCUGGUUAUCAAAUCAAAGAAUACUCUUUGCACUUUUAAAUUGCUUUUUAAAAAUCUUUUAAUUUCCCAUUUUGUACAAUUUUACAUUCAUAUUUUUCUGAAGUUGAUUUUGCAAGUAUGUCUAAUGAAAUUGUAUGUAUUGAAAAAAGCAAUAUUAAUACUGAUAUUAAAAUGCAUUUUGGUGCUAUAAACUUGUAGCUUAAAUCUAGUAGAAGUCUUAAGUAUACAUAAAAUACAUUUCAUAAGGGUGCCUGUCAUUUAGAAGACCAGAUAAACAUUCUGUUUUAAAAAAAAAAUAGCGGAUUAUUAGAGAGUUCAAGGAGAAUUAUCUCAUUAAAUUGCCAAUUCCUGUUAAUUUGAAUGGAGUACCCCACACACUCAUUUUGUGCAGUAGGUGCACUCUGGAAAAGUUAAUGUAAAUAGAACUUUGUAAAUUGUUUUUUCUUUGACAGUAUCUGAUGUAUUUUCACUGAAAAAGGGGAUUCCAUGGUAUAAUAAAAAUUAGAAAAAUGCUUUGAUAAAAUGUUAGUCAUGUUCUGUUUUACAUUUUAUUUAAUCCUUGCUGCCAUUAAAGUAAGAUGAGAUUGA
Molecule: messenger RNA, 4584 nt
Organism: Mustela lutreola (European mink)
Lineage: Eukaryota; Metazoa; Chordata; Mammalia; Carnivora; Mustelidae
Gene: TMOD3
Product: tropomodulin 3
Exons: 11
Coding region: 423-1481 (352 amino acids)
Biological process (GO): pointed-end actin filament capping; myofibril assembly; muscle contraction
Cellular component (GO): striated muscle thin filament; myofibril
Molecular function (GO): tropomyosin binding
Source: RefSeq, a predicted model, not a curated record